Molecule: messenger RNA, 797 nt
Organism: Aegilops tauschii subsp. strangulata
Lineage: Eukaryota; Viridiplantae; Streptophyta; Magnoliopsida; Poales; Poaceae
Product: putative ripening-related protein 2
Source: RefSeq, a predicted model, not a curated record
CCUCUCCCCAUCACCACGUCAGUUUGACUUUGUUGUAUUUUAUGUUCGCAUGGCCACCCCAAACAAGCAAGAUCACGAACACACGCAUCCUAUUCUACCUAUAUAUGCUAGCCAGUGGUGAAAUCUUUCUCUGACGAUCGAGGAGCCAACACAACCCGAUGUCUCACAAGAAGAUGACCAUGAGCUGCCUCGUCGUGCUGGCACUGCUGCUGGCGACGCUCCGGCCGGGCAAGGGCCACUCGUGCGAGGACUGCUGCGAGGCAGGGAAGGCGUACCCGACGUACCGGUGCUCGCCGCCGGUCGUCGCGGGAGCCACCAGGGCCAUCAUGACGCUCAACGACUUCGACGAGGGCGGCGACGGCGGGGACCCGUCGGCGUGCGACGCAGUCUUCCACCGCAACUCGGAGCGCGUGGUGGCGCUGUCCACGGGGUGGUACGCCGGGGGCUCCCGCUGCGGCGACCGCAUACGGAUCCGAGCCAACGGCAGGUCCGUGCUCGCCAAGGUCGUCGACGAGUGCGACCGCGAGCACGCCUUCCAGCCGCCGUGCCGCAACAACGUCGUCGACGCGUCCCAGGCGGUGUGGGACGCGCUCGGCAUCACCGGCGAGGAGGUCGGCGAGUACGGCAUCACCUGGUCAGAUGCAUGACGCCUGUGGUGCCUUAAUGUAGUGUUCUCUUGCUUAUUUGAAGCUUAUGUGUACGUGUGGUGGUGCCUUUGAUGUAGUGUUGAAAUAUUCCCUCCGUUCGGAAUUAUUUGUCACAAAAAUGAAUAAAAAUGGAUAUAUCUACAACUAAAA